Molecule: messenger RNA, 985 nt
Organism: Salmo salar (Atlantic salmon)
Lineage: Eukaryota; Metazoa; Chordata; Actinopteri; Salmoniformes; Salmonidae
Gene: dj-1
Product: dj-1 protein
Biological process (GO): glyoxal metabolic process; glycolate biosynthetic process; response to oxidative stress
Cellular component (GO): mitochondrion; cytoplasm; nucleus
Molecular function (GO): oxidoreductase activity, acting on peroxide as acceptor
Source: RefSeq, marked provisional
AGAGGAGAUGGAAACUGUUAUACCUGUGGACGUCAUGCGUAGAGCUGGGAUUGCUGUGACGUUGGCAGGAUUGACAGGAAAAGACCCUGUGCAGUGCAGCAGAGACAUCUACCUUGUUCCUGAUUCCAGCCUGGAGGAUGCCCGCAAGCAGGGUCCGUAUGAUGUGAUUCUUCUACCAGGGGGGGCUCUCGGUGCCCAGAACCUGUCAGAGUCCCCUGCUGUGAAAGAGGUGUUGAAGGACCAGGAGGGCAGGAAAGGGCUGAUUGCUGCUAUCUGUGCAGGUCCCACGGCGCUGCUGGCACAUGGUAUUGCCUACGGCAGCACGGUCACCACCCACCCUGGUGCGAAGGACAAGAUGAUGACUGGAGGCCACUACACGUAUUCGGAGGCUCGGGUCCAGAAGGAUUGCCAUCUGAUCACCAGCCGUGGGCCAGGAACCAGCUUUGAGUUUGCCCUGGCCAUUGUAGAGGAGCUCAUGGGGGCUGAGGUUGCUGCUACUGUCAAAGCACCCCUGGUUCUGAAAGACUGAGUGGUGUUGAGUGUCGCAAGCUGAAGCACUGCAAGCAGCAUGAUCAACUUCACCCCAACUACUCAGCACUGUUCAUUAUGAUACACAGGCCAAUCAUUGUGAUCAAAGAAUAAUGGUUGACAGGAUAAUGAAUGAUAGUAAUAACAUGGAUUUUAUUAUUGUCUCCUUCUCUUUCCUUCACUGGGAUAUGUUGCCCAGUGAAGACUAGUAGUUUAGAAUGUAGCCACAGCAUGAAAUAAAAAUGACAUUUGUGUUUCAUCAUCACACAGAGAAAAUAAUACAAAGGUUAUGGAUUAAUAAUCUUACUGAAUCGACAAUUAUAACAUUUAAUUGGUAACGUUACAGUGCUGCUACUGGUAGUCUCGGUCUACGAGUAGUAGUCUUCAGCAGUAUGUAGGUAGGCUAAACAGCAGAUUUGAGAGCUUAAAAUAAAUAUGAUUUUAAGGACUGGUAAAA